Molecule: messenger RNA, 2392 nt
Organism: Tuber melanosporum (Perigord truffle)
Lineage: Eukaryota; Fungi; Ascomycota; Pezizomycetes; Pezizales; Tuberaceae
Exons: 6
Coding region: 432-2345 (637 amino acids)
Source: RefSeq, a predicted model, not a curated record
GGAAGCUCCCGUUUCCUCCAAACACCACUUGUAUGACACAAGUAAGAGUACGAGUCAGUACUCGUAUGAGAUACUAAUGAGAUACUAGCACUUUCCUCCCACCUCAAGCCCCCAAUAAACAAGCAUCCACUUUUAAAUACAGGUAGGAUACCAAUGGUGCACCGUAAUUCGCCCCAAGGUGAGUCACAACCCCUGCAACCUGGUUGUCUUGUAUUACUUGAGGAGCCUCUUUUUUCGGCAGGGAUCAGCCCAUGGGGAAAGCGGUCAACGCCCAGCGCCAACACCCCUCCAUAGCUCCCUCAACACCUACCCACCCUCCUCCACUCGACACUCAAAAUCCCCAUUCCCUUCCACCAUCUAACGACGACGACAACAGCGGGUCGGGGAAUCUCGCGGCAAGUUACAUUUUUCGCCAGGGGUGAAGGACCAUCAUGGAGCCCCACCGACAGUACAGUCCUAUUGAAACUGCUCUCCUAUGCCACGAACCUAUCGUUAGCUCCGUCCUUGCUUAUCUCGCUGUUCACGAAGUGGUGAUUCUAGCGAGCACUUGCCAUCCGCUCCGCUCUUUCCUGUUCUCUCACUCCGGUUACUGGCGCGAAACGAAUCUGUGUCCAUGCCCACCCGAGCUGGCUCUCAACCCGAGAGUUAUGAGAUGGGAUGGGCCAACUGAGCAAUUGGACCACUGGCGUCACAAGUUACUCUCGGUCUACAAAGCACCUUACAAUCGACCCGAUGACUACGAGCUUCUCACCAUUUUUCUCCGAACCCUCUUCGUUCGGAACCUGGUGCCUACCAUUCAAAUUACCAAGCUUGUCUUCGACGGGUUGCCCAUUAAGAGGGACAUUUUUUUUGAGAUCACCGACAGGUUGUCUCCUUGCUUACGGGAGUUGAGUGUCAGGGCCUGUGCUGAGCUGGAGAUGUCUGAUUUUAUCAAGUUGUUGGAUUUUCAAGAGCCCGCGCGACAGAGUCAUUUUCCGCCUAAUCUUAAGAAGCUCUCUUGUUUUGGCACCGUGGUGUACGAUGAACCCUACGAGAUUCGGACCAUGAGUUUAAGCCAUCACACCAGGAAGUCGUUGCAAUUGUCGCUUUCUCAUUUCCGCACACUCUUGAUUGCUCGGUCUCUCGAAUGUGAUAUCGGCCCAUGCUUGCAGUGUGAAGAGAGGAAAUUGGGGCUGCGCGGUGGUGACGUCUGCGCCAAUUGCGGUAAGGCUGACAACAUUGUGCGCUGCAUUAGUUGUGAGCACAUGGACAAUUUAGGGAAGAGAUGCGCUAGUUGCCGGAGGGGCUUUUGUUCACCAUGCCGUGAUAAAGUUAUGGAACGGUUGCCCGACCAACCCUCUUUUUGCAAGGAGUGCAUCGAACAUGUCUCCUCAUUCCCCGGUUGUGUCAAGUGCAAUCGGUCAAUGCCUCCAUCGACGGAUUACCCCUUGGGUAAAGACUACGGUAUAACCGGAUCCACGCAGGACGUUUGCGGGCUCUGCCAUAAAUGGAUGUGUAUGGCGUGUAUCGCGGGCGAAUAUCCAAACGAGGAGGGGGAUAGCAAGCGAUGGACAAUUCGUCAAUGCACAAACUGCUUCAACAACAUAUGCAAGGAAUGUGGCGAAAAGUAUAGCGAGGAAGACUAUGAGAAAGUUCUCAACUUACCCGCCGUCAGGGAAGCAAUUUCCCUAUGCACAAUCUACCGAGAUGUUACCGAAGCUCUAGGCGCAACUCCACCUCCUGAUGCGACAAUCUCAGUCCCUGGAGGGAAGAAUUGUACUGUUAGCUCAGAAUCUGUUAGGGUCAUGGCUCGCGAUAGAUUCAAGCAGGUCGGCCCACCAGCAAUAUAUAACCUAGUUAUACAACGCGCAGAAACUUGGAAGCCACUUUUGCCCCCGUGCGAGGAAUGCGAGCAGUGGUGGUGCUGGGAGUGCCGUCUUCGGUGCACUUGCCCUGAAGCGGAAACAGACACAGAGCUCCCGAACGGGAAUGCCGAGUCUUCCAACAGCGCCGAUAAGACACCCGAAACCGUUGACUGGAGCGAAAUGGAUUCUGAGAGUGUCGAUGGCAUGGACCAAGAUUCUAACGAGUCCAUCGAUCAGAGACAGUAUCCAUGCUUGGUCCAUAAUAAAGCCCUCGACAACAUCCACCCCGCCAUUGAAGAGUUUUGCUGGUCCUGCGGCCUCUGGCCACGCGAGUACACGGAUGAGCAAGAUGAGCGACCGGAGCACACCACCAGCGCUGCUCCAAGUCCAGCCACUGACGGCCGUACAAACACUGGAGAAGACGAAGACAUGGACUCCAGCGAUGAAUGGGAGUGGUACUCCCAUCGUUCGCACGCUUCCGUCGCGAGUUGGGACCAGUAACAGGUUUUUAAAAUAAAAAAAUGAAAAUGAAAAUGAAGACGAAAAAA